Molecule: messenger RNA, 3073 nt
Organism: Ictalurus punctatus (channel catfish)
Lineage: Eukaryota; Metazoa; Chordata; Actinopteri; Siluriformes; Ictaluridae
Gene: gfod2
Product: glucose-fructose oxidoreductase domain containing 2
Exons: 4
Coding region: 471-1574 (367 amino acids)
Molecular function (GO): nucleotide binding
Source: RefSeq, a predicted model, not a curated record
CACGCGGUCGCUCGUGUUUGCGCAUGCGCGAACUCCUCGCUUGUUUGUGUGAUGGUCGGAAAUCUCACCGCUGCGUUCCUGCGAUUAAUAAAACAACACGGAUAUCAGACUGGAUUAAACAAAGGGAAAGAGGUGAAGAAGUGUGAACCCUGCCAGAGUGACAUGACCUGAAUCAGAUCUUUUACCCCCCCCCCCGCGAGGGAAGGUCUGAUCUGAGCAGGGAGGCGGCCCGGAUGCUAGUCAGGAUUCCUCUCGGAGAUUUUGGAGAAAAAUCAAGCAAAAUAAGAUUCAUGGUUGAGGAAAAGAUUUCCAAAAACAGUAGUUUGGUAGGAUUAUCUCCUGAUUACUUGGAGCUUCAGCUUCAAACAGGAUCUGUGUAAUGGCUGACUGAGUGUGAGUGCAGUAGGUGUGUGUGUGUGUGUGUGUGUGUGUGUGUGUGUGUGUGUGUGUGUGUGUACGUGCUGAGCAGAAUGUUGCCGGGUGUGGGUGUGUUCGGAACGGGGCGGACCGUACGCUCCCUGGUGCCCUUACUGCAGGAGGAAGGGUUUCCGGUUCAGGCCGUCUGGGGCCGGACGCAGGAGGAAGCUGAACGUCUGGCUAACGAGCUCAACAUCCCCUUCUCUACCAGCCAAUCGGACGACGUCCUGCUGCGGCAGGAAGUCCACCUGGUGUGCAUUCUGACGCCGCCACCGUACACACGCCAGAUCGCUGUGAAAGCGUUGGGGAUCGGGAAGAACGUGAUCAGCGAGCAGGCUGCUACGCUGACGGACGCGUGCACGAUGGUGACGGCGGCGCGGUAUUACCCGCAGCUGAUGAGCAUCAUGAACAACGCGCUGCGCUUUCUGCCCGCCUUCAUCCUGAUGAAGCGGCUGCUGGCGGAGGGGUACUGCGGCACGCUGCAGGUGUGUGAAGCGCGUGUGUACGGCGGCUCGUUGCUGAGCCAGUCGUACGGCUGGGCGUGGGAGGAGCUGAUGGGCGGCGGCGGCCUGCACACAAUCGGCUCUCGCAUCAUCGACCUCCUGAGCUACCUGACGGGGGGGCGGGCCGUCCGCGUGCACGGAAUGCUCAGGACCUUCGUGCGUCACGGCGGUUCGGGCGCCGGGAUUCGCUCCGUCACGGCCGACGACUACGCCUGCUUUCAGCUGCUCAUGGCAGGGGGCGUGGUCUGCAACGUGACGUUGAACUUUAACCUCCCGGGCGCUGACCUUCAGGAGGUCAUGCUGGUGGGAUCGUCCGGGAGACUGGUGGUCAGGAGCACUGAGCUGUACGGACAGCGCGACACCACCAAGGGGGAGGAGCUUCUUCUGAGAGACGCCGACUUGGGGGCGGGGCCUGUGGUCACGGGACUGAAAGCGAUGGUGACUCAGCUCCGCCUGUCCUUCCAGGCGCAGGAGGACCGGCGUUCGUGGGCACGGAAUCCCGUCGCCAUGGCGGCUACCUUCGAGGACGGGCUGUACGUCCAGACGGUUGUGGACGCCAUCAAGAGGUCAAAUCGCAGCGGAGAGUGGGAGAGCGUGGACGUCAGAACCGAGGACGUAGAUCCGAAUCAGAACCAUAGAACCGCUCCGAACUGACUCGGCGAACAGCACCGCGGUGUUUGUUGACUCUGCUGACACGGCGCUCUGUUUUAGGUUCAACACUGCGUACUGAGGCAUAAAGCGCUUUCUACUGCAUACACCGCAAACGUUAUUCAUUACACGACCCACGGUGCAGUGCUCCUGCUGUAAACACGUUACACUUCACUCCAACCUAGAGCCGGGUGAUGCGACAAAAAUAUCAUAUCGCUCAUACGUUUCUACGAUAAAUAAUUCAGCUAACAAACGGCCGAGUUUGACGAUACUUUUCUUUAACGCCUACAAAGAUGAUUAAAGGCUUCCGUUUCAUUUAUAAUUAUUAAAAACUUUUUUUUAAAAACACAUCACCGUACUGACGAUAUCUCGAUUAAAAAAAAUUAUCACGUAAUCAUUUAUCACGAUACCAAUAUUAUAUCGAUAUAUCGCCCAGCCCUACUUCUACCUCUGCUGUCGCUCCGAGCACGUUGUUCCUGAUCUCAUCAUACACUACGACUACCGCGCACACCCAAACACACACAAGACAGCAUUCUGUGUUUAGAUUCGUGAUAAAUACUGACAACCUGAGAGAAAAGUCCUUCUCAGACAUGUCUUUCUAAGAAAGAAGAAAAUUCAGGGAUUUGUUCUUUUUUGUUUGUUUGUUUUAGUUUGUCACAUAAACAUAAACAAGGAUGUGCAAAGAUUUAUCGUAAUAUAUUUUUCCUUUAAUUUUCACCACCAGAUUUUGUAAACUUUUUGCCUUUGUUAUAAAAUGUCCUUGAAUUUCAGAAAGGUGCUCUAUAGGUUGAAAUUAUUAUUAUUAUUAUUAUUAAUAUUAUUAUUACUGUUAUGCCCGCUGAGGGAACUUACUUAUAGGUUAAUACAUAUACAGAUAUACACAUCAUUAAAAUGUUUAUUUAAUAACUGUACUACACUUUUUUUUUUUUUUUUUUACUUUUAUCUGAGCGCUUGAGGGAAAUUCUGACCUUUCAGACAGGAAGUAGAAAGUGCAGUCUGUUGUGUGAAAAGCUCUUAAAGCUGAUUCUCGUUUAAAGUUAAACCAUUUUUAUACGGACUGAAGAAACACUGGAGUUACGACACUGGAAAACAGAGCGAGCGAGCGUGUGUGUGUGUGUUCACCUUUACUCUUUUAAGCUACACAACUAGGUGUUUAGCUGUGAAAUAUUUUAAUGUGGUAUUUUAUUUAAACGGACGUGUUAAGCCGUGUUCGUGCAGGAUUUAUCCAGAAUGUUUAGUGAACUGAACAGCGGCGUUAACUCCGUCCGCGUGGCCCGGAGGAGUAACUCUGGAGUCGAGUUCGAUGCUCUGAUUUUCACGUGUCGGACGGUGACGUGACGCUUGCUACGAGUCGUCGUCUGCUGUUUGUGUUUUUAAAACUAAUGUGUCUAAAAUAAAACCGCAGUUUUUUCCGACAUGUAUUUAUUGUCUAAAACUCUGUAUGUGUGUGUGAGAGAGAUAAACAGUGUUCCUUUAAGGUUUAAUAAAAAAUACUUCACAAUCGA